AUGAAUGUAAGAGUCUCAGCGGUCAUGAACCAGGGUUUGAUCAGUGAGGUAACUGAUGAAGAGAUCAGAAGGGCAGUGUUCAGCAUCAAAGCCUCAAGCGCUCCGGGUCCAGAUGGCAUGUCAGGUCUCUUCUUUCAACAAUACUGGGAAGAGAUUGGUCCUAAAGUUUCUGUGGAGGUGAAAAAGUUCUUUGAAAUGAGUGUAAUGCCAGCAGAAUGGAAUUUUACUUAUUUGUGUCUUAUUCCCAAAGUGCAAAAUCCAGAAACUAUGACAGAUUUGAGACCGAUUAGCUUAUGCUCCGUUCUGUAUAAGAUUAUUUCGAAGAUAUUGAUGUCUCGCCUCCAACCAUUCCUCCCUGAGAUAAUUUCGGUUAAUCAAUCAGCUUUCGUGGCGGAGAGAUUAAUUACGGAUAACAUUGCUAUUGCGCAUGAGGCAAUGCAUGUUUUGCGUGUUAAUCCGAGCAUCAUGAACGAGAAUAUGGUGGUGAAAACGGACAUGUCAAAGGCGUAUGACAAAGUGGAGUGGAGCUAUCUUAGGAGCCUGAUGGAAGCUCUUGGCUUUGAUCCAAUAUGGGUGAAGCUGGUGAUGGCAUGUGUGACGUCGGUAUCUUUUGCAGUGCUGGUGAACGACAGACCCUACGGAUUGAUUAGACCAGAACGAGGCCUGCGCCAGGGAGAUCCGCUCUCGCCGUUCCUCUUUGUGCUUUGCACAGAAGGCCUCACUCACUUACUAAAUAGAGCAGAAAGAUUAAGCCUAAUUAAUGGGCUGAGGUUUGAUGAUUUGGGUCCUUCGGUGCAUCACCUAUUAUUUGCCGACGACAGCCUCUUUCUGUGUAAGGCAAAUGAGGAUCAGGCGCAGAACCUGCAACAGGUGCUUGAGAUCUAUAGUAGAGCCACGGGGCAGACUAUAAACUUACAGAAAUCGGCCAUUUCCUUUGGGUCUCAGAUUGCUCCGGAUCAGAAAAUGGUGAUACAGGGGGUGCUUGGAAUCCAUAAUGAGGGAGGCUCUAGCAAAUAUCUCGGGUUGCCAGAAUGCUUUAGUGGCUCCAAGAUUGAGUUGUUGAGCUAUCUAAAAGAGCGAGUGCAUGGGAGACUAAGUAUUUGGUACCUAAGGAAGCUUUCCCAAGGGGGUAAAGAGAUUUUACUCAAAACAACCGCUUCGGCUCUGCCUGUCUACCCGAUGUCGGUUUUCAGAUUGCCUAAAACAAUUUGUUCCAAUAUAGCUAGUGCAAUGGCCAAUUAUUGGUGGGGAGCUGAUGAGCAUCUGCGGAAAAUACAUUGGCUAUCUUGGGAUAAAUUGUGCCUUCCAAAGGAGAUUGGAGGGAUGGGAUUCAGAGACUUGGAAGUUUUUAAUCAAGCGUUGCUGGCUAAACAGGCGUGGAAGGUUCUCGUUUAUCCUCACUGCCUUCUCGCCCAAGUCCUUAAAAGCAGAUAUUUUCCAAAUUCCAAUUUUUUGGAAGCAAAGUUGGGUGAGAGACCUUCUUAUGCUUGGAGAAGUCUCUUAUUUGGUCGUGAACUUCUACUGAAAGGACUGCAAAAACGUGUGGGAGAUGGAAACUCAAUCAAUGUGUGGACCAGUAGAUGGAUGGAGGAUGAGACAGAUGGAUAUGGGUUGCGAGCCCCAAGGAUUAAAAGCUGCAUUUUCGACGUCAACCUAAAAGUCAGGGACUUGAUUGACUUCCCAAAUAGAUGCUGGAACAGACAGGCCUUGGAGGAAGUAUUUGUCCCUUCUGAUAUCCGAAUCCUCAUGAAGAACCAACCUGUCACGACAAAGGAGGAUUAUUGGGUAUGGAAAUUUAACAAAUCAGGGGCUUACUCGGUCAAGUCCGGCUAUUGGUUAGCGGCUCGAGCAAAACACAAGGAGGCUCUUAUACUGGCUGAGGCCCUGCCAUCGCUCAAUCCCCUUAAGGCUCAAAUCUGGAAAGUGCAAACUGUCCCUAAGAUCAGAACCUUUUUGUGGAAAGCACUAUCACAAGUUCUUCCCGUGGCUGCCCUGUUAAAUGAAAGAGGGAUGAAGUGUGAUGAAAGGUGUCAGUUAUGUGGGUAUGAGGGGGAGUCGGUUAAUCAUAUCCUCUUCAUGUGCCAUAUGGCCAGGAAAUGUUGGGCUCUCUCUAACAUACCAUCGCCCAGGGGUGGUUUUAGUGACCAUUCUCUUUAUCAAAAUAUUGCGUUUCUUUUGAAAGCAAGUAAGAAUGCAAAUUUUGAUGUUGGUUUCACUAGGAAUUGGCUUUGGAUUCUCUGGUAUCUGUGGAAAAACAGAAAUACUUUCAUUUUUGAAAGUAAAUGCUAUGAGGCAGAAGAUAUAAUCCAAAAGGCAAAGGAAAAGACAGAGGCUUGGUUUUUGGCGCAACAAGUUCAGAGUGGAAUGGAAGUGAUGGAGAAUAAUGUGUCAAAACCUUCUGUCAUCGAGAGAGUGGGAGGUGUGAAACCGGGAUGGGUCUCAUGUGAGUUUGACAUGGAGUGGGUUAACGAGGAGGAGGAUAUGGGUGCUGCGUGGAUUGUUAAAAACGAAACAGGGAAGGUCUUACUACACAGCAGGAGGGCCUUUGUUGGAAUCAAAACAAGGGGCGAGGCAAAGCUUCAGGUUUGGCUGUGGGUCCUAGAGAGCAUGAAAAGCCUGAAAAAGAAAAAGGUUAUCUUUGUUUCAGCAUUUGGUGAUCUUGUUCAGGCAGUUCAUAAGCUUGUUAUGUGGCCUGCCCUACAAUUUGAAGUCUCAGAAAUUGGUAGGGAGCUGGAAGAAUAUGAGGCGUCGGAAUUAAGGCUUGGUUCUUUUGAGGAGCUCAGAUGUGCUUCUUUCAUCGUGCAGAGUGUUAGGCGUCUGGGUUUUCACCAAUCGUAUGUGGCGUUGGGUCACCCGAGAUGGCUGGAUCACAUGUAUGUGACUGAAAGAGUGUCAUCUGAUAGCUAG
This is a messenger RNA of Raphanus sativus (radish), 2907 nucleotides long. RefSeq lists its product as uncharacterized. The record is from RefSeq and is a predicted model, not a curated record. The transcript has a single exon. NCBI's taxonomy places the organism in Eukaryota, Viridiplantae, Streptophyta, Magnoliopsida, Brassicales, Brassicaceae. The coding region runs from base 1 to 2907 and encodes 968 amino acids.